Messenger RNA from Monodelphis domestica (gray short-tailed opossum), 2592 nucleotides. RefSeq names its product guanylate-binding protein 1-like. Gene Ontology annotation, molecular function: GTPase activity; GTP binding. The record is from RefSeq and is a predicted model, not a curated record. NCBI's taxonomy places the organism in Eukaryota, Metazoa, Chordata, Mammalia, Didelphimorphia, Didelphidae.
UAGACUACAUAAAAAAGCACAAGUAAUACGUUGUCUUGUGACUGAGAGCCUGACUCAGUACUUGGAAAUGUAUACUGUGCUUGUAGAAGCAGCAGCUGGUCAUAGGCAGGGAGUCAGCCUUGGAGUCAGGAAGUCUUGGAUUCAUAUUUUCUCAACACAUACUAGAAGAAUCAUGUGGGCAGGUGAUUUAGAUUCUCUGCCCCUGGGUGACCCUCUAAGACCACACAUGUACUCUGCCUACAUGUUUUCACCCAGUGGAAAAAACACAUUUUUUUAAAAUUUUCAGAUAACAUACCACCUUCAACAUGGCCACGGAUUUCUGGAUGCCAGCCCCAAUCUGUCUAAUAGAGAACAGAAAUGGGCAACUGACAGGGAACAGAGAAGCACUGCAGGUUCUGGCUACAAUUACCCAACCUGUGGUAGUGGUUGCUAUUGUGGGCCUCUACCGUACUGGCAAGUCCUACCUGAUGAACAAGUUGGCAGGGCAAAAAUCAGGUUUCUCCCUUGGCUCCACAGUGCAGUCUCACACCAAGGGUAUCUGGAUGUGGUGUAUUCCUCAUCCCAAGAAGCCAAAUCAUACCCUUGUUCUCCUGGACACGGAGGGGCUGGGCGAUGUGGAGAAGGGUGACAACAAGAAUGAUGGGUGGAUCUUUGCCCUGGCUGUGCUAUUGAGCAGCACCUUUGUCUACAACAGUAUAGGCAUCAUCAACCAACAAGCCAUGGACCAACUGCACUAUGUAACUGAGCUGACAGAACGAAUCCGAGCCAAGUCCUCCCCUAGCACUGCUGGGGCAGAAGAAUCGGUUGACUUUGUGAACUUCUUUCCAGAUUUUGUGUGGACUCUACGCGAUUUCACUUUAGAACUCCAAUUCAAUGGGCAGCCCAUCACCUCUGAUGAGUACUUGGAGAAGGCACUAAAGCUCAAAGAAGGUACCAGCAAUGAAGUGAGCAUGUUUAAUCUUCCCAGACAGUGUAUCCACCAAUUCUUUCCUAAGAAGAAAUGCUUUAUCUUUGAACAACCCACCUCUGGGAAGAAGCUUGCCCAGCUUGAGAAACUUCAGGACAGUGAACUGGAGGCUGGCUUUAUUGAACAAACUGAAAGCUUCUGCUCCUAUAUCUUCCAGCAUUCCAAAGUAAAGACUAUCCAAGGAGGCAUCACAGUCAAUGGGCCCCGUCUAGAAUAUCUGGUCCUGACCUAUGUUGAGGCCAUCACCAGGGGAGAUAUUCCCUGUAUGGAGAAUGCAGUCCUGGCACUGGCUCAAAUAGAGAACUCAGCUGCAGUACAAAGAGCCCUUGCAUACUAUGAGGAGAUGAUGAAUCAAAGAGUCCAGUUCCCCACGGAAACCCCUCAGGAACUGUGCAACAUGCAUGCCACCUGUGAGAGAGAAGCCAUCGAAGUCUUCAUCAAGGACUCUUUCAAGGAUGUAGAUCAGAAAUUCCAGAAGAAAUUGGAGAGCCAACUGGAGGCCAAGCGAGAUGCCUUUUUUGACCAGAACCUGAACAUGUCAGCACAGCGGUGCAGAGCUUUGCUUCAAGAUAUUUUCAGUACUCUGGAGGAAUCAGUGAAGCAGGGGACCUUCUCUAAACCAGGGGGCUAUGGUCUCUUUCAGCAGAAGAAGCAAGAGCUAAUAGAGAAGUACAACCAGCAGCCUAAGAAAGGAAUACAGGCUGAGGAGACUCUGCAGGAAUACCUGAAAUCCAAGGAAUAUGUGGCUAAAACAAUUGAGCAGACAGAUCUAGCACUGACAGCAAAAGAAAAGGAGAUUGUUGAGGAGCAGAUGAAGGCUCAAGCUGCAGAGGCUGCUGCUGCAAGACAACUGGAGGAACUGCUGAAGAGGAAUCAGGAGAUGCAGAAACAAGAUACAGGUCGGAAGACAAUACCUGCAAGGGUAGAGGCGGAGGUGAAUCGCAUUGGAAGGCGUUUAAGGAAGCUGAAGUUCUAAAACUGCAGGAACAAGAAAAUUGACUACAGGCAAGAUUCAAUGGCCAAAACUGCAACAACUUCAGCAUUAGAAACACUCUACGGGAAAAAUAGCUAUGUCAUGCAUUUAAGACUUGGAGCUUCCCCUUCUUGUUUACCUAUGCAAAACGUAAAGGAGAAGCUUCAGAACUGAGGAUAUGGCACUUGACUAAAAGUUCUUAUUUAUAUUGGUUUAUAUUGGUAAAUUCUAAGAUAAUCGUAAUAUCUUACGUUCAUUUAACACUUUGAAGUUUACAAAUAUGGGACAUGACUAUAAGAAAUGAUGAACUGAUGAUUUUGGAAAGACUUACAGGAACUGAUGAAAAGUCAAAUGAGAAGAACCAAAAGAACAUUUAUUAUACACAAUAACAGAAAUAUUUUUUGAUGAACAACUGUGAAUGACCUAAUUAUUCUCGAUAAUACAGUGACCAAAGACAACCCCUGUGAUUCAUGAUGGAAAACACCAUCUGCCCUCUAAGAAAGAACUGAUGGAAUCUGAAUGCAGAACAAAAUAUACGAUAUGUAACUUUUUUCUUCUAUUUUUAUUGAUAUCUCUUCUAUAAAAUGGUUAAUAAAGAAUAUGCUUUAUGUGAUUGCACAUGGAAAAUCUAUAUCUGACUGAUCACCAUUUC